ACAGGGAACAGCCUCACCCUUUGAUAAGUCAACUUCUUUACAACAUGGAUUUUUAUUUUCCGUCGAUAAAUGGCCUYGGUUCGCAGGGAUUCCUUGGUCAAUCCGCUCCACCGUCGGCGCCGUUCGUUUAUGGGAUGCGAGGUUAUUACCCCUUUUAUUCCUUGAGUGCAGACUCCCUUAGUGUAAGGUCAAGCCCGGCCAACAUGCUCCCAUCAACUUCAUGUCCAACAAAUUUACAAAUGGAAACCCGGGGAGAAUCCCCAGAAAGCGAGAAAAACUUUGACAAAACUAACAUCGCUGGACGAGAUGCAUCUCAUGAAGAUAAAUGUGCGAAAAAUUAUGAAACACUCUCAGAUGAAGAAGAUUCCACCAAAGACAACGAAAAUGAACCUUGGCAUUUCAAACAGCCAUUCAAGCACAGGAGAAGGAAAGCUUACAAUCGAGAACAAUUACUAGAACUCGAAAAAGAAUUUCACUUUACGCGUUAUCUAACGAAAGAAAGACGUUCAGAGUUGGCUUCCAUGUUGAAACUUUCCGAAAGACAAGUMAAAAUUUGGUUUCAAAAUCGACGAAUGAAGUGGAAAAAGGACAAUAAACCGGUGAUUCCUACAAGCCGUGGAAUGAGAAGGGGAUUCAAUAGGUAGGGACUACUACCUCAAUGAAAAAAAACAACAACAACUUCUUCACUGUACUUCUUGCUAAUACACAAAUAUAAAGUCUGCUGAAAACUUUCAAAGCUAGACAUUUUCUAAUAAGAAUUCCUGUGGUAAAAGUCGCGCUCCACAGCUCAUGUAUAAGUAGGAAGCGAAAGAAGACUAUAUGUCUAACUAUCUUUACUGCGGGCUGACUAACGAAUUAGGUGCGAAGACGGGGAAAAUAAACGAGUCUUAACGUGCGAGGCACUUCACUCGUUGUCACUCAAAUCCACGGGUUAUAAAACCUCUUUAGUAUGGACAGGCUGCGCAUGUAAAUCUCCUUUCAAAUCGCCAAGAACUCCAGCUUUGCAAGAAAGCAUUUUGUGCAAGAAAGCAUUUUGUAACAAUCGUUCUCCUUCAAAGUCAGUACUGAGUACACAAUCAGCCAGCUUAUUUUACAUAUUAUGGAAAAUGAGAAUAUAUGGAAUUAUAAAGAUUGUAUAAUAACUGAGAGAGAUUUACAAAGGAAAUAAAGUAUU
Messenger RNA from Exaiptasia diaphana, 1174 nucleotides. RefSeq names its product homeobox protein Hox-A5. Gene Ontology annotation, biological process: negative regulation of transcription by RNA polymerase II; anterior/posterior pattern specification. The record is from RefSeq and is a predicted model, not a curated record. Gene Ontology annotation, cellular component: nucleus. The transcript is spliced from 2 exons. Gene Ontology annotation, molecular function: RNA polymerase II cis-regulatory region sequence-specific DNA binding; DNA-binding transcription factor activity, RNA polymerase II-specific. NCBI's taxonomy places the organism in Eukaryota, Metazoa, Cnidaria, Anthozoa, Actiniaria, Aiptasiidae. Bases 45 to 644 code for a protein of 199 amino acids.